Molecule: messenger RNA, 1755 nt
Organism: Histoplasma capsulatum G186AR
Lineage: Eukaryota; Fungi; Ascomycota; Eurotiomycetes; Onygenales; Ajellomycetaceae
Product: pre-mRNA cleavage complex II protein Clp1
Exons: 3
Coding region: 1-1755 (584 amino acids)
Biological process (GO): tRNA splicing, via endonucleolytic cleavage and ligation
Cellular component (GO): nucleus; mRNA cleavage factor complex
Molecular function (GO): polynucleotide 5'-hydroxyl-kinase activity
Source: RefSeq, a predicted model, not a curated record
AUGUCCCUCCCCGGUUUAGAGCUCACACAAACACCGGUCGAAGCUCGCAGCACCCCCGCACCGCCCGUCCAACAUAGUCUUCCAAGGGGCUCGGAGUGGAGAUUUGAAAUCGCAUUUGGACGAACAGUGAGGGUAAAACUUCUCGCGGGCACCGCAGAGCUCUUCGGCACCGAACUAGCCUCCUCCCAAACAUACACCUUCUCCGGAACCAAAGCCGCAAUAUACACUUGGCAUGGCUGUACGCUAGAAGUGAGCGCCGGCGACCCCAUAUCCAUUGGUGGACUGGGCAGUGUGCCUCCGCCGCCAGGCUCAGGCAGCGGGGGUUGCCAGGUCGAGUAUGUAGCGGAGGAAACGCCCAUGGCCGAGUACGUCAAUAUCCACGGCGCGCUGGAGACUAUGCGCGAAGAAGCGAAAGCUAGCGGCCGCGAGGGACCCCGCGUACUCAUCCUGGGUGCGGAGGAUGCGGGCAAGACGAGUCUCGCGAAGAUUCUCACGGGGUAUGCGACGAAGAGGGGCCGGCAGCCUGUUGUGGUUAAUCUGGACCCGUCGGAGGGGAUGUUGAGUGUGCCCGGUAGCUUGACGGCGACGGUGUUUCAGUCUAUGAUUGAUGUGGAGGAAGGGUGGGGGAGUAGCCCUAUGUCCGGCCCCAGUCCAAUACCGGUGAAACUGCCGCUGGUAUAUUUUUAUGGAUUGCCGAGUCCGCUGGAUGCGGAGGGCCAGGUAUAUAAGCCGAUUGUGUCGAGGCUGGCAUUGGCAGUUGCGGGGCGAUUGGCGGGAGAUAAGGAUGCGAGGGAAUCGGGGUGCAUUAUUGAUACACCUGGGGUUCUUAGCCAAGGGAAGGGGGAAGAUCUUAUCCAUCAUAUUGUUACUGAGUUUUCAGUCACAACGAUCCUUGUCCUGGGCUCCGAACGCCUUUACAGCUCCAUGGUAAAACAGUACGACAACAAACCUAUCUCCACAUCCUCGUCUACCACAAUCGCCACUGUCGCUACUGGCGCUACCCCUUCCUCCCUCGACCGUAUAUCCGUCGUCAAAGUGACAAAGUCCGGCGGGUGCGUUGACCGCGAUGCUUCCUUUAUGAAGUCUGUCCGUGACUCACAAAUCCGCUCAUACUUUUUCGGCAACCCCAUUCCUUCCACCGCCUCCUCCGCACUCUCGCUCUCUGCCACCUCAUCAGGAACAACAAUAACCCUCUCCCCGCACGCACAGCAGCUCGAUUUAGAUUCCCUCUCCAUAUUCACCAUCACCGCCACUCCCGAGGACGAGGAUGACUACGAUCCUUCAACCUUCGGCAUGAAUGACUCUUUUUUACCCGGGGGUAUCAACGACCACGAAGAUGAUGACAAUUCGCAAAUGCAACAGCCCCAGCAACCGCAACAGCAACAAUAUAUCGAUCAAGCUAUGACCUCAUCAACCUUCCCCGCCUUCCUGUCUGCAUCCAACGCCUCAGCAACAACAACAACAUCCCAACCUCCUCACACCGUCUCCAUUCCUCUAAAAAAGCUGCCUCCCUCCACAACCUCCCCCGCCCCACUAGCGCUAGAAAACACACUGUUAGCAAUAACACACGCAGCCCCAAACGCGCCGCUCCAUGAGAUCCGCGACGCCAGCAUCAUGGGUUUUGUAUAUGUUGCAGGCGUUGAUGAGAAGAAGGCGAAAAUCCGAGUGCUGGCUCCCGUCGGGGGCAGGGUGCCUGCUCGAGCUAUGAUAUGGGGGAGGAGGUGGCCGGGGGAGUUGGUGGGGUUGGUUGCGUGA